Molecule: messenger RNA, 2581 nt
Organism: Mytilus trossulus (common blue mussel)
Lineage: Eukaryota; Metazoa; Mollusca; Bivalvia; Mytilida; Mytilidae
Exons: 4
Coding region: 263-1105 (280 amino acids)
Cellular component (GO): membrane
Source: RefSeq, a predicted model, not a curated record
UUCAUCAAGGGUUCAAUAACUAAAGAUAUCAUAGACUUUUAACCAAAAACUAUCCAAUUCAAUUUCACGUGUACAUGUCGUUCCGAUUUUAUUCAACCAUUUCAUUUUAAACGAUUGAUUGACAGUCGUUAAUUUCAAGUGAAUCAUUAAAUGAAACGUGAGGGCGGAAGAUUUUCAAGCAUUGAUGUCCGGUAAAUUUACAUUUUAACUUGGUGUACUAUUAACCGUAUCAGUUAUAUUAUAUGGAUAUUUAGAUGUUGAAAUGCAUUGGAAGGAACAUUUUAAGCUGAAGGAAUUCGGACUAGCCUAUAGUCGUCCCCAAGAUUUCGUAACUUUACAACAUGGACCACAGAUUUUAUAUGUUAUUUGGGCAGCACUUUGGUUAGCCUAUCAUCUGAUAUGGAUAUUGAUAGAAGCAUACUGGAGUCUAACUAAUGCACCUGGAAAAUGGAUGCUGCUGUUGACCAAUCUAAGUUACCUGGCUUUGGCAUUUUUGACAUUGGUAGAUUUUGUCUGCUGUCUAUAUGUAUGCUGCUUGAGGCCAGACAUAGCAAAUGGUAGAAUAAAAUAUUUGCCAUGGUAUAUAAAAGUACAGUGGAUAACUUUGAAUAUAUGUGGACAUGCAGCUGUACAAGUUACUCUACUUUAUUGGGCCAUGAUAGCGACAUCUACAAAAGCCUCAACCAUAAACAAGCACGGGAUAAACCUUGUCCACAUAUUGCUGCUUGUAAUGGUAUCAGCUAAACCAAUCAAAUUUCAACAUUUUUAUAUGGCAGUGUUGUCAUCCAUCUUUUACAUCUUUGUUAACGUAAUGUAUUACCUGGCUAGUGGACGAAUACUCUAUCAGUUUUUAAACUGGACAAAGCCUGGAACAACUACAGUUCUGUCGUUAUUAUUUAUAUUUGUUUCAACUCCAUUGUCUCAUUUCUUAUUGUUUGGCAUAUAUAAACUACGUGUGUAUCUUUAUAAAAAGCUGGUGACUUCAAGAUAUGAAAAUCGGUACCGGAAAGAAAAAGAAGAGGAAGAUUUAGAAGAGAUAACAUUCGAAAACGGACUGGACAAAAAUCGCAACUCAAAAGAAAAAGAAAAAACAGAAAUCUUUUGACUGGAUGAUGAAAAACAAUCGUAGAAACUAAUAUGCAUUUAUAAAUACAUAUACAGAUUGUUAUGUUGAUAGUGCUAGAUUGAAACACAUGCCUUUUUGGAUAAUGUGUUCCUUUUGUUAUUAUUAUAAUAGAAAGUAGAGGAAAAUUACAUAAGUGUUUUAUUUAAGUAAUUAAUGUACUUUAAAUUAUGUUAACGUUUUUUCCACAUUUAUUUCUUGUGACUUUUAACUUUUUGGUUGAAUCCCAACAUAUACCAGUUGUUCUAUUUCCAAAGAUGAAAAGUUAAAUCAUAAAAAACGACCUCCGAGGCAAAAUUCAAAAUGAAAGGUCUCUUAUCAAACGAAUGGAUAACAACUAUCAUAGUCCCAUCAAUCUAUAUUAUUCCAAUGUUUUAGUGCACAUAUUUGGUAUGCGUUAUUUUAUGAUUUGAUUAUAAACUGUUUAAACAGCUAAAAUAGGAAUUAUAAGUCAAACAGCUCCAUCAAUCGAAGGUUGUAUAGUAUCUUAAUUAUAAUCAUCAUUAUGAGAGAGCUGUUGUUAUCUUAGUAAAACUUUAUUUCUAGUCUUAAAUGUGGACUUUUUAUAUAAUCCGAGGUUGCAUAGUUAAAACAUGGAAAAUGCAUACUAUACCAUAACGUGCUAUAAGUUCAUCCUUACGACAAUCAGUAUACCUAAACGUAAUCGCAUAAACCUCUUGUUUAAUUUUUUUUAGAAUUGGGUUGAUUUUUAUGAAUAUAAAUGAAUUGUCAUGCAUAGAUGUGCAUCAAAGUACAUUUUGUGAAGAAGAAGUAAACGUGAUAGUGUUUUAUUUUUUGAUAGAUUGGCUUAAAAUACAUGGUUUCCUUUUUUAAUGCAUAUUUUUAGUGUUUCUGUUUUUAUUAAAUAAUCGAUAUGAUAUGAGCUGGACUCUAGUUAUUUUCGUUGAUGUAGGAAUUGACUGCUAGAAAGAUGACCGUGUUGCCAUAUUGUCUAAUUUUGAUGCUUAAUGUCGAAUCGCUGAUUUUUUGUCGCAAAAACAAUCACAUUCAAUUCUAUUAAGCCUAAUAAUGAUAUAAAUCCCCCCCACCCCGAUUUGAGAUUUAAUUUCUGAACCACAUUUUAGUUAUGAUCCGUUUUAAGUCGAAGUCUUAAAAAAGUUAGGACAAGAAGUGUGUGUUUAUUAAAUUUUCCAAAAUUUAGUGUUGAAAUGUUCAGGGUAUUUUGCGAUUUUUUUUAUAAAAUAUACCAUAUUUACAACUUGCAAGCUUUAAUUUUUUUCGUUUUAUACAUGUAGUAUUGAGUACACAUUUCAUUAUAUACACUAUAACCUCACUUCAACACCAUCUACUUAGUAUGUAACUAGUGUAACUCUUAUUACAUCCACAGGAUUCUAAUAAGCUUAUGUAACUUAUACAUGACUGUCAUAAUUUAAGGUUAACAGGUUUUAAAAAUAUUUUAAAAUCUAAAGAUUGAGAAAAUAAAUAUUUUAACUGUAA